GAGUGAAAGCCAGGUGGGUUUGACCGCAGGUGCUGGGCAUCUGGGUCUGGAUUGCAAUGACUGUGGUUGCAAAAACUUCCGUCGACCGUGGUAAUCUGGAUGGAACGAAGGGUAAGAUUCUGUAGUCCAUAGAGAGUCAGUUAGUCUUAAGUUAAGUAAGGGGGACGUCUAAGUUGUGAGGAGUAGAACCGUUAUUUGGUUGUGCAUCUAUCACCAUGGUUGACACGCGUACCGGAAAGAGCACCUCCCCGUAUACAGCAGAAGAGGAGGCAAAAGUCGCCGCCAUCCUCAAAGAGAGAAGAGAGAAGGAGGCCAAGAAGAAGGCCCUGAUGGAGGAACAGGCGCCGAAGAUGAAGAAGAUUGAGGAGGAGAUGGCCAGAGAGAAAGAGAGGUUGAAGAAAGAAGAAGAGGAGAAGUUAAAAGCGAUAGAAGAGGAGGAAGAGAUAAAAGAAGAGCCACUGGAAAGGAGAAGAAGGGAGCAAAGAGGGGAAUCCAGUGGAACAAGAGAUGACCAACUGGAGAAGAAGAUCACAGAGUGGGUUGCAAAUUUAUCCCUGGGAGAAGAAGAAGAAGCGUUAAUGUAUGUACCCAGGGAAGAGCAGGAGGCGGUCGUGAAGGAGUGGGAGGCAGAAGAAGACCCCCUCAAGCGGCAGGCCUUGGAGGAUGAGACGAGGAUGGAGUGGAAGCUACGGCUCAUGAGGGAGAGAAAAAGGAGAAUGGAGGCAGUGAGUCAGGCAGCAAAGGAGCUGGAGGAGGUAAGGAAGCAGAGAGACCAGAUGGCGACACAGAUGGAUCUCCUGGGGAAGGUGGAAAUCAUGGCAAGGAACAUCGAGCGCCUGACACAGGCACAGGAAGAGCAAUAUCAGUUUAUUAGAAGUCAGGACAUUGCCCUGCGCUCGAUACGGCUGGGAUUCCGGGAGUUCGCAAGGGAGUUAGUGAUGCAGGUGGGCUCAGAAGUGAAGGCCCGCCUGGAGAGCACGGAGCGUUAUUGCACCGGCGCCAUAGACGGCGCCAGGCUGGCCGCACCAAAGGGGGAGGAAGCAUGCCCUCGUAGAGAGCCUGUUAAAGUCAAGUUCCCCGAUUCCUACAGAGGGAAGAAGGAGGAGAACCUCGACAAUUGGGAGGCCAACGUUAAAACGUAUGUGCAGUUACAGAACGUAGCUCCCGAUGAACAUGUCCUGAUAGCCAUUCACGCUCUUAGGGAGGAAGCAGCAAGCUUCGCCCGUUCCCUGUGUUGCGCCGCCAACUGUAGUGAUGAUUUGGUGGCCUACUCCUCUUUCACUCCCCUCGGUGACUUCCUUAAGUUACUGAGAGAAUGGUUUGCAGACGUCACCCGUAGUGUCAAAGCUUCAGACACGCUGCAAACCAUCCAUUCUCGUCAAUGGAGGAGUGCCAGGGCACUCAAGGGUGUUAUGGACGAGUUGGUUGCCGUUCCUGACCACGGGGUCACUGAGACCCAACUGGUCAACCUCUUUUACCGCGCUAUGCCCGAGCAGUUACGCGGGCAUUUCUUUGAAAAGAGCCAGCAACCUACCAUGACCUACGAUUCACUCAGCAGGGAAGUGGUAGCGUUCGAAGCACGGCCUGCUUAUAUUAGCCGUAAAGCGCUAAAGAAGCUGAGGCUAGGGCUGAAAGUCCAGAAGUUAGAAGACCCCAUAGUGAGUGUCCUCGCAGACAACCGCACUAUGCGUGUUGAGGACUACGUAGAGGGAGUCCAGGCGUAUUUCCGCCUAGAGAAAGAUGGGAAGGUGGAGAAAGUUCUCCAUUCCCUGACUCUCCUCGUACAAGACGACCUUCCUUUUGAUGUAGUCCUAGGUAUGGACUGGGGCGAGGCAGCAGGGGCCACACUCCAUCUGAGAGAACAUGAGUGCAGGCUCCCGAGUCUGUCAGGCGAGGUUAAGACUGCCCGUCUGUUCCAUGCGUCAGGUGUAGACAAUACCCUGGCACAUUGCUGUCUCAGUGCUUUUGCGUUCACACGGUUAGUGAAAAAGGAGAACUUAGAGGAGCAGGUCUUCGUAGCUUACAUAAGGCCUAUCACUGAGCCGAAGGAAGAGAAGCCCGUCGACCCAGUUAUUGCCAAGCUGCUGGAAGAGUUCAAAGAUUUAGCUGAGCCGCCGACAGGAGUAGUACCGCGGCCCAUCCAGCACCGCAUUGAGAUUGAGCCUGGCAGUAGGGCUCCCAAAGGAGCGGUGUAUAGAAUGUCCCCGCGGGAGUUGGAGAAGCUACGCAAGCAGUUAGACGAGCUCCUAGAGAAGGGUUGGAUUAGGCCCAGUUCGUCUCCAUUUGGAGCACCUGUUCUAUUUGUCCCCAAGAAGGAGGGAGAGCUUAGAAUGUGUAUUGACUAUAGGGGUCUCAAUGCCAUCACAGUGAAGAAUGCAGAGCCACUGCCCCGCAUAGAGGAUUUACGAGAAAAGCGAGAGGAGGUAAACAGAUUGCUUGCCAAAGAAGAGGAAGAGAAGGCAAAGAUCCAGACCGAUAUUGCUGUUCUUACGAAACGGCUGGCGCAGAUCAAUGACAGCCUUGCGCGGAAGGUCGCGGCAAGAAAUGAAUACGACAAGACCAUCCAAGAAACAGAAGCAGCGUAUUCGAAGGUGCCUGUUGGACUUGACUCCUGUACCUGACUGUGACUUUUCUGAACUGGCCGAUUUGGCCUCUUUUGAUCUGAGACCUUGAGCCUGGGAUUCGA
Messenger RNA from Chara braunii, 2686 nucleotides. The record is from the annotation of a GenBank genome assembly. NCBI's taxonomy places the organism in Eukaryota, Viridiplantae, Streptophyta, Charophyceae, Charales, Characeae.